Molecule: messenger RNA, 2421 nt
Organism: Aspergillus tanneri
Lineage: Eukaryota; Fungi; Ascomycota; Eurotiomycetes; Eurotiales; Aspergillaceae
Gene: AVL9
Product: putative Avl9 protein
Exons: 9
Coding region: 1-2421 (806 amino acids)
Cellular component (GO): cytoplasm
Source: RefSeq, a predicted model, not a curated record
AUGUCUCGCAUUCCAACCAGCCAGGAGCCCAUUGUCAUGGUCAUAGAUUUUCACCAUGCGAGGGGUCCGGAAAUUGAAUUAUGCAUUGGACAAGAUGGAACUGAUCCUGCGGCGGAGAACGACUGGUCCCUGUUACCAUUCAUGGCGCUAUCAGAUGGGGCUCAUAUGUCGACCGAGGAAUUCUCGUAUUUUACCCUCCGCCGCAAGGAGACCGCCACGGAACCAGCAACAUCCCUCUUUGGCAUUUCCUGCUCGAGGCAGUUUGACUCCAGUCUCCUUAUAUACCGCCCGUCAGAUGUCACGAGAUCUACAGUACAAAAGGCAGUUGUUGUUGUGACAGAUAGCCCGCAGUCUCUUGGGCAGCUGAGGGAGAAACUAUCGAUAGUGACGUCGGCUUGGUUUGCGCAACGGGAUUUCUCAGAUAUCGAUAUUUUAAAGAAAUUUCGGGAGAACCUAGUGAUCAACGUGCAGAGUGAAGGAUCAAAAGACCAGAACCUGGGUAGGGCCGAAAAGUAUGUCAUCAGCGUUGAACAUAUUACUUAUUUGUUUGAAGGACUAUCUCUGCGAGAAAUGAUCCAUGAGUUCAAGUACCAGACACUGGUUCUUUUCAAAGCUUUGCUUUUACAGCCCAAGAUGCUUUUCUUUGGCUCGAGAUGCGAGCGCCUAUGCAUGAUCCAAUUCUCCCUAAUUUCUUUGAUACCGAGCCUCAUGAAUCACUUAGAAGACUGUGCAGAUCCCGCUUCCGAUAGGUAUGCACAGACUGUCGAGAAACCAACUUCUCUAAAGACAAGCGAUAGAAACUCAUUACUUGCAUAUAUGGGUUUACCCUUGCAAAUUUUUGGAAAAGGAAGUAUGUUUGGACCUUAUACGCCUCUGCAACAGCUGGAUCUGCUGGCAGAUUGUGGAACAAAGUCAUAUGUUGUCGGGUCUACGAAUUCGCUUCUUCUGCAGCAAAAGGAUCGCUACAGUGACGUUUUAAUCAACCUUGAUGAAGGCACUAUUUCUAUCCCGAAUCCUUCUCUUCGGAGUGCAUUGACUCUCUCAGUUGCGGACAGGCGUUGGAUUGACCUUCUUACUCAAAUUAUCAACGAUACGUGGGAUGAAGCACAUCCGCAGCAGCCCAAAACUCACGGAUAUAUGGGAUCGGAGGAGUUUAUUCGACUUCAGUUUGAGGAAUAUCUACUUGCAUUGCUUUCUUGCAUGAAGUAUCACGAAGAUCUCAAUUCUUUCAAUGCUGGGGAACCAGGUCGUAAGACCAGAGCACAGCUGGAGGCGUUCAAUAUCGAGGGCGAUCCGGCAUUAGAGUUCAACUCGGAGUUCUUAAAACAGUGGCAAAACACCUCAAACUAUGCUCUAUUUAAGAAUUUGACUUCUGACGCACUUUUAUUCUCAAUUGUUGAACCUCGUCACCCGUGUGCAGGAGGCCUGACGAUUGACGACAUUCAGCGAAGGCUAACGCAGCAAGUUACUGAUCUUCAUCUAGACGAAAAAGUACGGGAAGGCCGUGAGGCACUGAACAGACAUAUCGGCGCGGGCCAAAAGAAAGUGAGCGCUGCAUUUAACAGCUUCUGGGCCGAUGUCGAGUCGAUGCGUGAAGCACAACGAAAGAAGAAUGAAGAAAAGGUGUCCCAAUCGGAGCGAUCAUCAAUGGACAAGGGUUCCCCGCCGCCGUUCUCACGGUCUGAUUCGGCAUCCGUUGCUUCCUCUGGUGGCUCAUCUUGGUUUGCUGCCCGCAAAGCUCCCACUGUGGACGUUGCGCAAGCCCAAGCAUCCGUUAGCGCAGUUGGCCAGAGAGCAGGUGCCUAUCUCAGCUCGUGGACCACAUGGGCCAGCGAGAAGCGAAAAGAGUGGCAAGAGAAGAAACCGUCUCCAUCUUCUUCGUGCUCUCCAGCCUCGAUUACGUCUCCGUCAACGACAUUAGCAGGCACUACAGAGACCGGGGAUACGGAAAGAGGUAGACGAGACUCGAUACAAGUUCGUCGCAGCGAAGAUUCCACUUCACUGUCACGCAGUGGAAGUAGAAGAAAGAGAUGGAGCAAUAUCCUUCUCAGGCGUGAGAGUGGAGAAUUUGGGGCCUCCCAGAAAAGAGAUGAUCGAGGUAGUGACAAUACUGAGCAUGAAACUGCCUAUUCAAGGUCGCCUUUGUCGCGAGAAGCCUCUAUCCUCGGGGACAAUGACCCGGAGCCAGCCGAUCUGCCGUUUACCGAGUCUACAGCUCAUUCUAAGACUGGAUAUGGAGAUACCAGAGAAACCCAUAGCUUUGAGAAGGAACCCAAGCCAACUUCAGACGAUGAAAGAGAAGAUAUUACAACCAGAACCCCAGCUAAGGAUUCCGGCAAGACCGAUGAAUUGCCGCCGCCCAAGCCGCAGUAUGAUAUCAAUGAACCAACCCCUGAAACAUCCAGUUUAUCAAACAAAUAA